CUCAGUCAUGAGACAAUGGAUAUUUUACAUGAUAGUCUCUCAGUUGAGUUGUCUUGGAGUCGUGUCGACCUCAGUGAAAACUAUAAAUUAAAAUCAUAUCAUGUAGCGCUUAUACAGAAGGGGACUCUACGACGACUCUACUUCGACUCUACUAUUUUUACUGGAGAUCUGGAAUCAAAGCAUGCUAAGGUUAAGGUUCCAGGCAUAAAGAUGGGAUAUUCUUAUGACGUAAAAUUUAAAACCUCCUAUAUUGAUCUCGAUUCGACAAAAGAAUUGUUUGCUGAGAAGGACUAUUCAUUCAGUACAAAUCCUUCAAAAACCAAAAUUCAUGACUGUUGUUGGGACAACGGAGUUGUCAAUUUUAGUUGGGAACCUGUCGAUGGAGCAAGAAAAUAUCAGUUGAUUAUAAAAGAUGAAUUUUUAAUGAGAAAUCUUAUUAGCGCUAACAUCAGCAAGGGUACAGAAGCAGAUGAUGGAUGCCAAGUUGAAGUUCAAAUGACAAAUGAGCUAUGUAUUGGCAGAGUGUGCAUGACAAAAGUAAUUACUUACACUGACAGCAAUUUAACAUCAGAAACCGACUGGAAAGCUCAUUUGAUCGGUGGAGAUCUUGUACCCAGGAAUGUAAAAGCAGUGACCAAUACUGAGAAUCCAGAACGUUACAUAAAUAUCACAUUUGACGCACCUCAUGAAGGCCAGGCAGAUCAAUAUAUUAUAGAAGCAAAACCACAGAAAGGGAAAAUCAAAAAGAUGAGCUCUAAAUCUAACUCAGUAACUUUCGAAUAUCUUAGAAAAGGAGUGGAGUACAUAUUUCAUGUGUCUGCGAUGCACAAUAAAAAAAUGAGUGCCGAAAGUCCCUCUAAUGCAAUCAAAACUGAAGGAGACAGCUCAGAUGCAAUGGUGAAUUUUGAGGGUGCUCAAGGAAAGUACGACUUGACAAAUGCAACAAUUUCUGGUUGCAAAACAUAUCUGAAUGUUAUCAUGGGAGAUGAUUUCGGCAAAGUAAGAGAUUUAGAAGAAAAGAUUACACCUAACCAGCUCAAUGACAGUCUGAUAUUAACUUGGAAAAUCCCAUCAUUUGACAAUAAAUCAAAUGAUUACAAAGUAGAGCACUAUACUGUUAAAAUACGAAAACAAAAUAAUAACGAGGAAAAAGAAUUCGAUGUACCAUUUAUCAAAGGACAGCAUGAGUACUCUACAGAGCCUCAUGAUUUAGAACUUGGUCACAUCUAUGACAUAUCAGUGGCAACCCUCUAUGAUGAUAUUGACAAGGAUUACACUUUUAUAUCCAGUGCUGUGAAAAAACUGAUUCAUGCUAGGCCUUGUAAACCAAAAAUAUUUUCCAACAUUGACGAUGAAAAUAAUGAACUGAGGUUGGAAUGGAAUGAUGUUCAAGGUGCAUUACAUUACGAAGUUGAUAUAUAUACAGACAACUCAGAAAGUCCGCUUUUCCAUAAUAACAUUGGAAAAAACAUCACUUGGAGACGAGAUUUUGAUGAAAGAUUUGGAUAUGGAACUUCCUAUAAAGCUGUAAUAAUGGCUGUUGGAGUUGAAAAUAAAACAAAUUCAUCAGAAACAUCCACAAAAACUAUCGGAGGAGAACUAGUGCCACGAAACGUGAAAGCAACAAUAAACGAAGAAAAAGUUACAGAUCCAAACACACAAGUAUUUUUAACAUGGGAGCAACCGACGCAAUCACCACACUCAUACAAAGUUUUAUUAGAUGACAAAGAAAUUAAUAAACGAAAUACCAAAUUUUAUGGCUUAUCUUGCUUGGUAUCUGGCUUAAAAUCCGGCACAGAUUACCUAUUUAAAGUUGUUGGAGUUCAUUUGUUAAACAAUAUAGAAGUUCGCAGUGGAGGAUGUUCAUCGAACAAAAUACAAACAAAUCCAACUCCCACGCAAGUGAAAAACUUGUUUGGCACGCUUGGAGAGAACCCAAGUACAAUGAUUCACAUCAAAUGGGAUAAAGUUGAUGCAGAAAGACCAAAUGAGUCAACAAAGUACCGGGUUUGUGUUACUACAGAAGAUAGAAAAGACGAAAAGAACUACAGAGGAGUAUAUGUCACUACCGAGGAAGUGAUUCUUACUGGACUGGAACCUGCAACUACUUAUUCUUGCAUAGUCGCAGGUGGUAACUCACUUGGAUAUGGAAGAAAUUCAGAACCAUAUGAAAUAAGUACAAAAUUUGGGACUCCAAAGCGUGUUCAACUUUCAGUAAAAGAUAACUCAACUUCAAAUUCACUGAUAUUGAGCUUUCUACAUGCUGAGGGAAAUGCAAAACAAUACAUUGCUGUGAUGUACAAACACCAGGAUACUGUAAAAUAUCAGGUCAUUGGACCCGUUUCCGUUGAAUCUGGAUAUAUUUUUGAAGGUUUAUAUUCAAAUUCAACCUAUUCAGUAAAAGUGCAUGGCGUGUUUGCAACUGGAGAAGGCGAUGCAAUCUGGUCCAAUAACUAUACAACAGCCCCUGCAAGAACAGAAAUCACGGAAGCUGUUUGCACGGUUGAUAACGAAGGAAAUUCGAGUUCAAGAGAAAUCAAUAUAAAAUGGAAACCUGAUUCUGAAUGCAAUGAACAUGAAGUCCGUAUCAAACGUGGUCAUUAUAGUGUAAUAGAAAGUCGGCUUAUAGUGCAAAAUACAAAUGAGUUGGUUUACCCAUGCUUACAUGAAGCAACACAAUACGUGGUUGAAGUGAGAUCAAAAAAUAAGCAAUGCUAUGGGGAAUGGUCUAAACAAGCAAUAGUCGAAUUAGCACCAACUAAACUAGAGAAUGUCACUGCAAGUUUGGAAGAAGAAGGAAAUCGCAUUGUGGUGCAAUGUAGUGUUGCUGAGAAGGAUUGCCCUUUCUAUUUUGUACAGGCAUAUUGCAAUGGAGUAUUGGAGGGAAGCCCAUUCGAAGCUUAUGGCAAUGCGGAUAAAAAAGUGGCUGAGGUUAAUUUCAAUCCGAAAGUACCAGCAGAAAAAUAUCACUUUAUAAUGUGGGGUGAAAAUUCGAGAAAAGUCAGAGGGAAAGCUUCUCGUUCCGAAACUGUAUUAUCAAGGCCAGAGAAAGGCAAAGUUCCUGUUGUAAAUUUGAAUGAUGAGAAUCCGAGCACAGAAAUUCAAAUAGAAAGGCGAGCUCAAGAAAGAUGUGAAAAAUAUGAACUUAGGAUCUGCUGUGCUGAUGAAAAUAAACUAGAAAACAUAUUGAUAUUCGAUACAACUUUAUGCCAGUAUAUAUGUCAAUGCCCCGGAAGCAAAUACAAAGUGGCAGUCAGGAGUAUUUGUGGAACAGUGAAAGGGGACUGGUCGAAUGAAUGUGAAAUUAAUUUGGCACCGAGUGACGUGAAAUUGCUUGAAGACGAUUGUCAAGAUCCUGUGAGAUUUGUUGAGAUCAAGUGGGAACCACUGAAACACAAACCAGAAAAAUAUGUUGUUAAAUUGUUUGGAGGGCAGGAAAAACUUGCUACAGAGGAAACAGACAAAACUGAAUUUAGGUUUGAAGGAAUAGCCAAACCAGGGUCACUAUGCUACUGUACCGUGACAGCAAUUAGAGAAAAAGCAAUUGGCAAAACUUCAAAAUCGAAGAACUAUCGAAUAAUGUGGUCAAAGCCAAGCUACUUCACAAUUAUGCCAGAUGAAAAUAAUCCUUCUCAAUGUGCUAAUAUGAAAUGGGAAAAACCAUAUGGGGCGAACUGCUUCAAGCUUCAAAUUGAAAACAACCUAACUGGUGUUUCUUCUGAGAUAUUACUUAAAAAUGACAACUAUGCCUACCGAAGUGGCAUACCUGGAAACAGAUACACAGUCAGAUUGUACUGUGGCUGUGACUCACAUUAUGACUUGAACUUCAGUCUAGAGACAAUGAUUAUGAAACCAGAAGCGCCCACUAAUAUUGUGGUUACUCCAAAUGGUGAUAUCCAUGGCUUCAUAGUAGAAUUCAAAGACAACUCUAUAUUUCAAAAAAAAUAUGAGGUUACAGCAGAACCACUACAAAAAGCAUUGGAAAAGAAAAGCAUUGACACAAAUCAACACAAGGUAGCGUUAAAAGAUUUGGUUGCUGGAGAAUCCUAUUCUAUAAAUGUCACGGCUAUAGUGGAAGAUACAAAGAGUGAGGCAGCAGUGAACGACGGAUAUGUGAAAACCUUGCCAGAAAAAAUCCAAAACUUAGAAUCAGAUUUUGAUGAAACAAUUGGAGCUGUUAUUUUCAAGUGGGCUGCUCUCAAAAUUGAGCCAGACGAAUACAAAGUGCAGUGGAGAGUGGGAAAUGAUACAAUAACAGAGGAUUUUACGCAUGAGCCAAUAUUUAAAAUUCGGUUUGUGAAACCUGCUCAUUGUUACAGUAUCCGAGUUGCUGCUACAAAUGAGUCUGGUUGUGGGAAGUUUAGCCAGUGGAAAACAUUCAUAACAGAUCCACUUCCACCCCGUAAUAUUCAAGUAAAGCCUAAUGAAAAGAAUCCAACAACAAGCAUGAUUGCAAAAUUUGACGACGAUUUUGAUAUUUUGAAAUCAUACAAGGUAGUAGCAAGCUGUACCUCUCCCAUGGUCAAGGACGUUAGAUCUGCAAUAACUAAAGAAUAUUCAUAUAUAUUCAAUGAUCUAAAAGCUGGUCAAACUUAUAAAAUUAAUGUCCAAACUCUGUUUUGUGGCAAAGAAAGUAAAUUUGCUUUCCAAUAAAAAGAUCUACAUUUAGUAUUAUUUUCAAUUGCUUAAAAUGAGCAUGAUUGGAUUUUAUAUACCGUAAAUUCACUUUGAAAUUACAAUACUUUUAUCUGCUUAUGUUGAUACAAGUAAGAUUUAUUUUGAUGAAAAUUUGAUUGAUUUACAUGUUUAUGUGUAUGUUACAAAGUUAUAAUUAAACCCUGAUGACUUUUCUAAUGCACCACCUGGUGAACCAUCUAUUAAUUUCUGUAUAAGGACAUUCUAUUAAAAUCCUACUGAACAAUAUUUGAAGUUAACGCUAUGUAGCCUAAUAUGUAUAACAUAUAUUCAUGUAUAUGUAUAUUUUCAUUCUAGUUUUAUAAUAUGUGCAGGGUAUGCAUUAUGUUUCAUAAUAUCACCCCAUAAAUCAUGCACUGGAACAUCAUAUUGCAUUCAACAUGUACUGGCAACAGUACAGAGAUGUAUCUUAUGUAUUUUACCACAGUAUCACAGUUUAAUAUUGCUUAAUAUAAGUUUUUUUUAUUUAUAUCUGUACUAUGUUAAUUUUCAUUGCUCAAAUAAUGCCUAUGCUUUUUUUUUCUAAAUAUUCAAUUGUAAUCAUUGAAUACUUGUACCGGUAUGUAAAUAUUGCAGAAUUACAUAUAAUACUGUAGAAUUAACUGCAAACAUGAAUGAAAGUGCUGUGGAAACAACUGAAGCAAAACGCUUCAAUUGCAGUCCAGCGGAUAUAUUGUAUAUCACAACAAAAACUAUGUAGCUUUAUAUACUACUUUAUAUAUGAUAUGUUCCUUGUGAGCUCUAAAUAAAACCACUAUUCCAGAAGACCAUUUACAGCUAUUCCUAUAUAAAAAUACGCCAAUUCAAAAAUCAGCCUUAUAAUCGGGAAUAUAUGUCCAAAAUAUAAAAAAUGAAUGGAAAUUAUUGAUUUAUGCAUUGUGAUAAUAGUUUGUGUAAAAUUGUGAUCACCAACUCCUGUUAGUACAAUGAAUUGGAUUAUUUAGCUAAAAAUUUUGUGACCGUUUCAAAUAAAUUUGCGAAGAGGCUGAUUAAAAAAUCAAAAAUGCAAUUUUGACAAGACUGACUUUUAAGACUUUGUACUUGUUUCUUGUGGGUUCUAAUAAAACCAACAUUUAAUAAAAAAGCCAAUUUAAAAUUCAACCAAAAUUGUUGUAGAAAACAUUACUUGUGGAUGUUUGUACAGUUUCCAAUUUGAGUGAAUCUGCAAUUUUUAUUAAGAUUCAACUGUGCAUUUGCUCAGCCACAGCACUGUAGAUUACAAAUAGGAUAGGAUAAAAUUUACAUAUUUAUCCUGGGAGAGAGGAAAGCUGAUAAGGCCGCUUGUUCAUAUGGUGUAUUCAUUUAAUAGAAUAAUUACAUUCAUGUAGUUCUUUCAACUUUUGGUAUAUAUCUUGCUGUUGUCAGGUGAAUUGUUAUUAAAAAGUGCUUAUGUUAGGUUACCUUUUUUCAUUAUUUAAUUUUGAAAAUGAUAUUAUUUGUUGAUUGCAUUGUUACUGUAUGUUUUAUCAUUUUCAGAUCAUCAUUUCACUGCUUUUUCUAAAGAUUUCUGUAAACUAUGUUUAUGCCUGACACAUAAUUAGGAUAAGAUACCUAUAAUUUCAAAUAUAAAUUGUUUUGUAAAGUAAUUUUUUGGCACAAUGGACUUAAAUAUUUAUUUUGUCAACACUGGGUUGGUAUAUACUGAAGCUGUGCCAAGCUGAUAUAUAUUCUGUAAUUCCCUCUGGUCUCAUAUUUAACUUGGGUUGAUGAAAAAUGCAAAGAAUACCUAAAUUUUACUACUUAUCCAUACAAUGUUUUCUGAAGAAAUGAACGCUCUAUGAUGAGUACCUUAAAAGCAAAUCAAAAUUAAAAGUGUAUACUUACUUUUGAGACACCCUGUAUAUUCCGUCAUUCCAUUUGUUAACUGAUUCUAUCGUAAACCUGGUCAAUGUUCAUUGUUUGCUAAAUUCAUAUUCUGUUUCACACAUUUGUAGAUUGUGUUAUUCAGCUUGCUCACUAUGAUAAUCUGAAAGUAAAAUUAGUGUUUCAUUUUUGAUUAAAA
This is a messenger RNA of Styela clava, 6697 nucleotides long. The record is from RefSeq and is a predicted model, not a curated record. Lineage: Eukaryota; Metazoa; Chordata; Ascidiacea; Stolidobranchia; Styelidae.